GUUAUUUGUAGACCAACCUCGACUAAGUUAACACCAUGAGAGUAAGUAAAAGAGUCGAGAGUAUAAUCAGCUUGUACAAUAACAUGAAUGUUCGACAGAUAGCACUUGUGGUUUUGGUCGUCGCCGCGGCCGUUCACGGCGAUGACGCUCCGUACCCGCCUUCAGGAUGGAAACCGGAGGGAGCUCGUUUGGCUCUUCCGAAUGAAGGAUCGGGACAGUACGGGCCGCCGACCAACGAAUACGGACCACCGCAGAACGGAAAUCAGCCGCCUUCUAAUGGAUACGGUCCGCCGCCUUCCAAUGGAUACGGUCCGCCACCUUCCAAUGCAAACCCACCGCCUUCUAAUGGAUACGGUCCGCCACCAUCCAGCGGAAACCCGCCGCCAUCCAAUGGAUACGGUCCGCCACCUUCCAAUGCAAACCCACCGCCUUCCAAUGGAUACGGUCCGCCACCUUCCAACGGAAACCCACCGCCUUCCAAUGGAUACGGUCCGCCACCUUCCAAUGCAAACCCACCGCCUUCCAAUGGAUACGGUCCGCCACCUUCCAACGGAAACCCACCGCCUUCCAAUGGAUACGGUCCGCCACCUUCCAAUGCAAACCCACCGCCUUCCAAUGGAUACGGUCCGCCACCUUCCAACGGAAACCCACCGCCUUCCAAUGGAUACGGUCCGCCACCUUCCAAUGCAAACCCACCGCCUUCCAAUGGAUACGGUCCGCCGCCUUCCAACGGUUACGUCCCACCACCCAACGAAUAUGGACCACCAAGCAGCGAUUCUGCCGGUCAAGCCACUCAAAACGAAACCGAUCUGGAAAAGGCGAACGAGAGAUUGAUGGAGAGGCUCAGAUCUGUUGAAGGUUCAGACAGAGGCGUUUACUAUGUUUACCUACCCGACGGAAGGCUCCAGCGCGUACAGUACACAACAGCACCUCUUCGAAAAGCCCCUUCGGGCAACACCAACCAUCCGAGCUUUCAGAACAAUCAGCAGUCGAACACGCAGUUCGUGCUAGGAAGCCACCAGACCAACUUCCAAGAAAACGAGCAGGUCUUGCCUCAUCAUUACCAGAGGGCGUUGGAACAACAGUUCGCACGUCUCCAGUCCAACAACGGCCACAGCCAGGAACCGGAGCCAUCGGGCCAUCCCAGCAACCUUUUCGCUAGGUACAAUGCUCAGCAGUAAAAUAGUUCUAAACAAGUGAUGCCCGUUUUUUUCCAUCAGGAGCCUUUUGUAACUAAUCGAUUUGUCCGUUCUGCCUGUAAUUUUUAAUUUGCAUAAGUACAUAUUUUAUUUUUGUUAUAAUAAAGAAAUAAUUUAUGGUA
Molecule: messenger RNA, 1321 nt
Organism: Cimex lectularius (bed bug)
Lineage: Eukaryota; Metazoa; Arthropoda; Insecta; Hemiptera; Cimicidae
Product: basic salivary proline-rich protein 2-like
Exons: 2
Coding region: 36-1181 (381 amino acids)
Source: RefSeq, a predicted model, not a curated record